UUCUAAACCAUGCUCGCUUCUUCAACCAGUUUAAUAUUCUCCAGAAAUAUGUUGGUCCAAGAAUCUAAACUUUUGAGCCCUAUUAUACUCAGCUCAAGCGAUUGAGUGAAUUAGUACCGAAUUUAGAAGUUAUAUAUGGACGCCGAUCGAUAUCGGUGUAAAACCCCUACUGUUCUCCGAAGUCCAUAAUCAAAGUACACCAAUUAAACUGCACUUCUACCUGUUGAGAAAUCGUUUGUACGGUACCAGGAGAUUGAUUAGAUGAAGCAUCAUGAACUGAAGCAGCUUAUAAUUGGAGAAGAUAGUUAAAGGAAUAUGAAGGAACUACAAGAUUGAUCUUACUUGUCACUUACCACACGUAUAUAUGAAAUGAUGAGAGCAAGGCACAAGAUAAUAUGAUUAAUAACUCCAAAGAAACUGAAUUUCCUCCGAGAGAGGAAGGCAAUUCAAGUCAUGAGAUUGGAAAGGUCAAUAGUAGUACUAAGGUUUCAUCAAGUGCGGCCACAAGUGCAAAUCCAACGCCAUGGUUAAGGUUGAAGGAUCCGAGGAUUGUUCGCGUGUCGCGCGUUUUCGGAGGUAAGGACAGGCAUAGCAAAGUGUGCACCAUAAGAGGGUUGAGAGACAGGCGGGUGAGGCUGUCAGUUCCCACAGCUAUCCAAUUGUAUGAUCUUCAAGAUAGGCUAGGCCUUAAUCAACCGAGCAAAGUCGUGGAUUGGUUGCUCAACGCCGCUAAGCACGAAAUCGAUGAACUCCCUCCGCUUCCAAUGCCACUUGCUGGGAACUUCUCGCUGUUGACGCCUCGCGAAGCGAAUGCUGCUACUACUGCAAGCCAAGCGAAUGAAGAUCAAGGGUUCCUCAAGAACAAUAACAAUAACAUGAGUGCUAUUGAAUGGGAAUUAGGUUCAACAAGCAGACAAAAUUUUUGGACUAACACCACUACUAGUACUAGUACUUCAUCAGAUGCUCUUUGGAAGGCAAGAUCAAAAGAAGUUGCAAGAGAAACGGCUAAUAAUAGUACUACUAGGAGUGAAGUUGAGAAAGAAGAGGGAAAUCACGAAGGAAGCAAUAAUCUCACACAAAGAACAACCAAUAAUCAUCCUUUUUUCCCAGGUAUGUUGAACAACAUUGCCCAUAUGCCACAUGGUGUUAGUUAUCGUUGGGAGCCUCCAAAUUAUCCGCUAUUGUCGCAUUUCGGAGGCGCCGGCCAUGGAUUAAACAUCACAUCCCAAUCAGAUCAGCAUCUUCAAAGCUUGAACGUUAUGUCUCUACAACCAUCCACAUUGUCUCUAUCAACCGGCUCUCCAUAUACUACUACUACGCAAACUUAUUUUCCUUCACACAGUGCUGCAGCUUCUGGCGUGGAGUUAGUUGAUUCUAGACAAGUGAACCAUUUUCACAUGUUGAGCUCAAAUGUAGUACAAAACCUCUUGCCAAACACAAUAAGACCAUUCCAUUUUGGUGCGAAUAAUUCUAAGCUUGUCUGUUAUCCUCCGAACGACAAUGGAAGUGAUCAGCAAAAAUAAGGAACAAGAGUAGUAUAAUGUAAGGGCCAAGUUAUUAUAUCUUCUGAAUGAUACUUGAGGCCCGUACAAAGGACAUUACAAAGUAGCCCCUCUUUUCAUGAAAUAAAAAGCCUGACUGAUCAUCAGCUGAUCUCUUUUUAACAACGAGAGAUCAGAGGAAAAGGUACAUAAUUAGAAGGCACAUUCUGCUAAAACUCAGGCCAGUGUGCAUGCAGACAAAUCUUCGUCUCAGUUAUGAUUAUAUUUUUCUUUUCUUUUCUUUUUUGUUUUGUUGGUUGUGGGAUGUUAAUUAUCAAUAUUUCCUAAAUAUUAAUUGAUUUUUCUCUCUUUUGUAGUGUUGAUUGA
This is a messenger RNA of Morus notabilis, 1868 nucleotides long. RefSeq names its product transcription factor TCP13. Gene Ontology annotation, cellular component: nucleus. Lineage: Eukaryota; Viridiplantae; Streptophyta; Magnoliopsida; Rosales; Moraceae. The transcript has 2 exons. The record is from RefSeq and is a predicted model, not a curated record. Bases 396 to 1523 code for a protein of 375 amino acids. Gene Ontology annotation, molecular function: DNA-binding transcription factor activity; sequence-specific DNA binding.